AUGACUCAUACUGCUCUCAAAAACGCUAUUUUUAAAUCAUUCGAUAAUUGCAUCAAGGACUGCAAGAAUUGGGAACUCGAGCAUACUCUACAAUAUCUUGAAGAAUCUCACAUAAAAUUUGAUGAAAAAGAUUACCUGUCAAAUAAGAAGAAACUUCAGAGUUCGUCUAAAAUAUCCAUGAAAGCCAUCGAAAUUUUUCGACGGCAAAAAAACAAAGCUGAGGAGAAUCGGUUUUAUUACUGUAUAGAUAAGAACGUUCGGAAGAUGGAGACCACAAUUUCGUUAGUACAUGUUAGGGAAGUGAAAAGACACACUGAAAUAUCUAACCAAGCCAAACGUGUGAUGAUCAAUGAUGCUUCGUCCCCAAAUGUUUCUCCAGAAAUUGAUAACAAUUAUUCAGAUAAUGUUGAAAAUACAAGUGACAAUGAAAAUGAUGAAAAUAAGAGCAAUGAUGUGUUACUACAGUUAGAAUCAGAAGUCAGCAAUGGUGGUGUAGAUAAUCGUCAAUUUCAAGAUUUUCAAAAAAACUAUCUCGCAAUGUGCAAUGAUAUGAAAUGGAAGCUUCCAUCCGGAAGUUAUGUUGAAGAUAUUAUUUUUAAUUACACAAAGGAUCUCUCUUAUGAAUGUUUUAUUCUUGAUAUCGAAAACGAGACUAUAAUGAAAUUGUUCGAUAAAAAAGAUCAAGAAUAUAUUAAGACAUACAAUAUUAUGGAUGACCCUGAAUUAGAGGAUAGGCUAAUGGAAUAUCUUGUUACAUUUAAUGAAACUGAUAUUUCAAAGAUGUGGGAUAAAAUUAAUGCAAGGAUAGACAUAACUCUAUAUGAUCCUAAAAAUCACUUUGAUUAUCAAUAUGUCUAUCAAGUUUUCGCUAACCUAUAUGAACUGAGAUCUGGAGAUUUUACUCGAGCACACUUGGAAGGGAAGUGUGAUGGAAUUUUGCGAGAGCUUGCAUCGAUCAAAGAAUAUGCUAUUAGUAAAGAGGGAAAACUUUUUACGGGAAAAAGUAGAACGAAAUACUUAUCAAAUGGUAGGCUAAAAAUGCCAAAGGUAAUGAAAGACAUGAUAAAACAGAAGGUCGACAAGCUUGGAAUGGAUUUCGUAAAAUCCCAGCAUUUAGAAAUUGUUAGAUUUCUACAUUCAGCGCAAUAUUUACAACAAGUCAUCAUAGACCUCCCAGCAG
This is a messenger RNA of Funneliformis caledonium, 1180 nucleotides long. NCBI's taxonomy places the organism in Eukaryota, Fungi, Glomeromycota, Glomeromycetes, Glomerales, Glomeraceae. The record is from the annotation of a GenBank genome assembly.